AUGGCCAGCGAGAUCGUGCGGAUCUUGAAGUUUCAGACUGUGGACCACUUCGCCGUUUUAGGCAUUGACAAGUCUGCCAGCGAGGUUGACGCAAAGCAGGCUUACCGACGCUUGGCUCGCCUCAUCCACCCGGACAAGUGCCAGUUGGAGGGCGCGGAGGAGGCCUUCAAGAGGAUCCUUGAUGCCUAUACGGUGCUGAGCGACCCCGACGACAGGCGGAAGCCACCUGGGAAGCCUGUCUCGAAAGAGGAGCGAAAGCAGUUCAACAAAGAGCGGGCCGCUGGCGUCGCAGCCUUUGUGUCGGAGAUGCGUCGGGUGAGAAACCAAGGCAACAUGCCCGGAAGCAAGAAGUUGAAGAUGAAGGAGAUGCAGGCCAAGAACCAAAAGGCCCGCAAGGACUUCCUGGAAAAGAAGCAGACGCAGGCAGAAGAAGCAAAGGAAGAAGCCAAGCAGGCUAAGAAGGAGAGAAGGAAGGCUAGCAAGAACCAGACGAAGGGAAGUGCGGGUACUCGUACGGAAGAGGAGCGGAGAGAGGAGGAGGAGCCUCUUGCGAAGGUUCGUGCAGCAGAGGAGGAUCAUGGGGCACAAGAGGGAGAUGCAUCCUCGACUUGUGGAAAAGACCUGCCGGAAGACGAUGCGGGGUCCCUCUGGAAGUGGCUCUUGGGACUUGCAUGCUGCGCGCAGCGCCCGGCAUUCAUUCGCUAG
This is a messenger RNA of Symbiodinium natans, 705 nucleotides long. The record is from the annotation of a GenBank genome assembly. NCBI's taxonomy places the organism in Eukaryota, Dinophyceae, Suessiales, Symbiodiniaceae.